This is a messenger RNA of Antrostomus carolinensis (chuck-will's-widow), 1822 nucleotides long. RefSeq names its product centrosomal protein 70 (gene CEP70). The transcript is spliced from 14 exons. Gene Ontology annotation, biological process: cilium assembly; regulation of microtubule cytoskeleton organization. Lineage: Eukaryota; Metazoa; Chordata; Aves; Caprimulgiformes; Caprimulgidae. Bases 46 to 1692 code for a protein of 548 amino acids. Gene Ontology annotation, cellular component: centrosome. Gene Ontology annotation, molecular function: gamma-tubulin binding. The record is from RefSeq and is a predicted model, not a curated record.
CUGCAGCAGGAGAAGGUAGAAUGGGAAAAACUAAACAAGCUAUUAAUGCAUCAUGGCUUGAAACCGGUGAGUCUUGCUGCCCCCCAGAGCUGCAGAAAUAUAUCUGAUAUGAUUGUCUUAGACAGUCAGUCUUCUCUAGGAAUAAGACUUGUGUUACAAACGCUGGUGGAAGACACCGACCGACAGCAGAAAAUGAUGCAGGGGCUCAUGGAGGAUAACCGUUUCCUUAGAGAUGAGAUACGACAGGAACGAGGUCGGGCAUCUCGACAAGAACAGCGGGCUAAUGAUUUGGAAAAUAUGGUGAAAAACAUUAAGUCCAAAAUCUGUCAACUGGAAGAUGAGACGAUCGCUAAAGUUUGCCAGCAACAGAAUCAAGUCAAAGAACUUCAAAAAGAUCAGCAGGUUUCACAGGCAAAAUAUCAACAGCAGCAGGAAAAGCUGCAAGAACAGGAAGAGAUUAUUGCCCGUUUGCAGAAGGAGCUGUGCAAGGUUGGGAUGGAGGAGCAACAGCGUGUUGCCACUCAAAACAAAAUGUUUUGUCGGUUUUGCAAAAGAGCACCCAAGUCUCUCCUGGAUCAGCAGCAAUAUAAAAAAGAUGAAGACCAGGUACAGAGCGAAGUAAAAAGCAAGGAAGAAUUCUUAAAUCUAGAUGCUACUCCUAAUUAUAGAGCACUGCUUACGUCUUUCCAGAAACAACUUAUUGAAACAAAAGCCAGGAAUGAACAACUUUUGCUUGAAAAUAUAAAUCUCAAGAAAGAUUUGGAAAUGAGACCAACUGCACAGGAAUUAAAACUUUGCAAGCAGCAAGUGAAGAAACUAGAAAAAACUUUAAAGAAAACUAUCCAAUCUUCGGGGAGUAGUACCGGAGAAAAAAUAGGAGAAAAGAAAGAACCUGAGAGUAUCACAGGAGUAGAUCAGCUGCAGGCAGUUUGCCAGCAAUACUUACAGGUUUUGUCCCAUAUUGAUUCUAUUCUGCGAAGUCCAAGAGCUCCUCCACUAAUAUACAGGCGAAGUAAAGGGCCAGUGCAAAGUAAUAUUAAAAAUAAUGGACAGGAAUGUGGAUUUGAGCACCUUCCGCUUACCAUAGAAAUGUGGGCAGAUCAGCUGAUGGCCCUGAAGGAUUUGCAUAGGUCCUUGAGAAAACUGUCUGCGGAAUUGGUGCCCUGGCACAGUGCAGAUCCACAGGAUAACAGAGAAGCCAUCCGAGUUGAAGACCUCCAGUUCAUAGCAGAUGCAAUUUUGGAAGAAAUAGAAAAUAAGGAGAAGAACAGCCAGACACCGUCCUUACCAACCCUGUUUGCAAUAGUCUCUCACUUCCAGAAGUUGUUUGACGUGAAUUCUCUGAAUGGUGUUUAUCCACGAAUGAAUGAGGUUUACACAAAGCUGGGGGAAAUGACCAACGUUAUGAGAAAUCUCCAUGAGCUCCUCCAACUAGACAGUUCAGCUCCACCCACUGUGGUGGUGGAUACUGUUGGGAAACUGUGUGACAUAAUUAAUGAGAACGUGACGGAGCAGGUACAGCAGCUUCUGGGGACACAAGACAUCCACAGUAUAAUCAAUAAGCUAGAAGAACACGAGUGCUUCUUUCCACCAUUUCAAGCUCUCAUUCAAGAUCUGCUCUGCCUUCUAGAGAUCAGUAACCUGGACGAUAUUUUACCUACUGUGCGAAAUCUGAAAUUGGUAGCUAGUUAAGAGUUGGUCUGGUUUUCUCUAGCAAGAUGUAUCUUACCUGUCAUGCAUCUGUUGAGGCACAUGACUUUACAGCUACCUCUGUCAUCUGUUACCCUAAUCAACAGUUUCACAUUUUUUGACAUAAAUAAAA